UAAAGGUUUUGAAACAUCUUGACUGUGAAAUAGAGAUAAGAACUGGAGUAGACACAAACAGUGUAGGCGUCACUCCCAUUUUUUGCAACUCCCACCCUCCUGCAAAAAUAGCACAGUCAGCAGCAUGCCACCCUGUGCAAUCCGCACGGACGUGGCAGCGGUGGGACUGGGUGCCUGGAUGUCCGCAGACCGAAAUGUACUCAUGCAGGAGCAGAGCAGGAACACGGGGCAUUUGCAGAGAUGCUGAACACUUUGUGGUCCCUUAAAAUCAAAGAGAGAGAGAGAGAGGAUCUGCCUUAAAACAAACAAACAAACAAACACAGAUUAAUUAAUUUUAAAUGUUGUAGAAAAGUAUAAGUAGUAGUAUCCAAAGUGUGGCAAAAAUACCAUGUGCUGGGCUAGAGCACUUCCCAUCAAGAAAGAGCAGAGGUAUCUCUGCAUUGACUCAGUUUCUGUUUCCGAAUUGCAUCUCACAUGACGCACCUAGCCUCCAAACCACACCUACCCCAUAAUUCAUAAGUGUCCUUAAUUCUUUUGCAAGCAGUUUCUAAAUCUGAAUUAAAAAAAAAAAAAAAAAAAAAGAAAGAAAAAAAGAAAACAAACAACGUUAAUGAUGCACGGAGCAGUUGCAGAAAUCAGAUAAGCUGUGUCCCUGCUGCCACCCGCCAACUGGGAAUGUUGUGCAAGGCUGGGAGAGCAUCGCCCAGCGUGGGCUGGGGGAGCGGGGUUUGGGGAGAGACUUACAGCCGGGGAAGGGACUCACAGACGGUGGUGGCAGCUUUCGACAGGGGCAAACGUUGAGUCCCUGCAGCAGCACCCUGGGACACAGCAAGGACAGACACCAGCCCCUUCCGCCACCCACCCAUGGCCACCGGCAAGGACGGCAAUGACACCAUCACCGCCGAGGUCUGCAAUGAAGCCGACAUCGGGGAUGGAGAGCUCUGCGAGGUGAUGGUGGCUGGCCACCCGGUGCUGCUGGUGAGGAACAAGAAGGAGUUCAGCGCCCUGGGCAGUAGGUGCCCACAUUACGGUGCCCCGCUCAGCAAAGGGGUCUUGAGGGGGCACAGGCUGCGCUGCCCCUGGCAUGGAGCCUGCUUUAACAUCAAAACAGGAGAUAUUGAGGAAUACCCUUCUCUGGACUGUCUUCCCUGCUUUAAGGUAACAGUGGAACAAGGAAAGGUGUUUGUUACAGCAAAAAAGAAGGAUCUUGAAAGCAGCGUGAGGGUGAAGGACACAAGCAAACGGUGUCUUCUCAACCCGAACACAGUGCUGCUCCUUGGGGGAGGUGUGGCUGCCCUGGUCUGUGCAGAGACACUUCGCCAAGAGGGCUUUACUGGCAGGAUCAUCAUGGCCACCAAAGAGAAACAUGCUCCAUAUGACAAGUCCAAACUGAUCAAGGAAAUGACCAUGAAAGCUGAGGACCUCUACCUGAGGAAACCUGAAUUCCUCAGUGCUCGCGACAUAGAGCUCUGGACAGAGAAAGAGGCAGUGUCGGUGGAUUUCCAGAAGCAGAAGGUCCACUUCAAGGAUGGGUCUUCUCAGAAGUACAAUCAGCUGCUCAUUGCAACAGGCAGCCACUCCAGCUCCCUCAAAGUCCCAGGCGCAGACCUGCAGAACGUAUGUCAUCUCCAAACCCCAGAAGACUCUAGCAAGAUCUUAGAGCUGGCAGCUGGGAGGAACGUGGUGGUCGUAGGAGCUUCAUUCAUAGGAAUGGAGGCAGCCGCCUUCCUCUCAGACAAGGCUGCUGCUGUCUCAGUGGUGGAAAAAGAUGAGUUCCCUUUCCAGAAAACGCUGGGUCCUCAGGUCGGAGGCGUUUGCAUGAAGAUGCUGCAAAAUAACGGGGUGAAGUUUUACACGAAAACAGAACUCUGUGAGCUGAAAGGGAAGGAUGGAAAGGUCACAGAGGCCAUUAUUGCCAGUGGAAAAAAAAUACCUGCAGAUGUGGUGGUGCUGGGAAUAGGGGCGUUGCCCAGCUCUGAGUUUCUGAAGGGCACCUCCAUCGCCAGAGACAGCAGCGGUGCCAUCCUGGUGGAUCUGUGCAUGCAAACCAACAUCCCCAACGUGUUUGCUGCGGGGGAUGUGGUCUCCUUUCCUGUAGCGCUGCUCGACGGGGAGCGUUCCAGCAUCCACCACCAACAGGUGGCCGAGGCUCACGGUUCCAUUGCUGCCCUUAACAUGCUGAAGAAACAGAAGGCGUUGCACACUGUCCCCUUCUUCUGGACCACAAUGCUUGGGAAAAGCAUCCACUACGCAGGCUGCGGGAAGGGAUUCACAGACACCGUCGUGAAGGGCAGCUUGGAGCAGCAGAAGUUCCUGAUUUUUUACAUCAGGGAUGGUUUCGUGACCGCAGCUGCCAGCCUGAACUGUGACCCCAUGGUGUCUCUGAUUGCAGAAGUUUUGUACUCAGGGAAACGAAUCUCUAAAGAAGAAGCAGAGUAA
Messenger RNA from Anas platyrhynchos (mallard), 2439 nucleotides. RefSeq names its product apoptosis-inducing factor 3-like. The record is from RefSeq and is a predicted model, not a curated record. Gene Ontology annotation, cellular component: cytoplasm. Lineage: Eukaryota; Metazoa; Chordata; Aves; Anseriformes; Anatidae. Gene Ontology annotation, molecular function: 2 iron, 2 sulfur cluster binding; oxidoreductase activity, acting on NAD(P)H.